GGGGCUCGGAGCAGGCCGAGGGCUUGUUUAUUGCACGGGGACUCCGCAGCUCCCCUGGCGGCCCAGCCCGUGAGAGUGGGAGGGGCUGCCGAGCGGAGGACCCCCCCGGGGGGCUCCAGCCCUCGCCUCGAAGCGGAGCCGGAAGAGGGGGCGACCCGCUGCCUGGCCGCCUCCCCGCCCCUUUCCGCUAGGCUUUUUCGGUCCCUCGGUGAGGCGGCGGCGGGGGCUCGGCCGGGGCGUUGCCAUGGAGACGCGGCGGCGACGGCUGCUGCUGCUGCUGGGCCUCUGGGGCCUGGCGGCGUGGGGGGGCCUGGCGGCGGCCGCCAACCGCCCCCCGACGCCGACGCCCAACCUGGUCCUGCUGCUGAUGGACGACAUGGGUUGGGGUGACCUAGGUGUGUUUGGAAACCCUUCCAAGGAAACCCCUAAUUUAGACCAGAUGGCUGCAGAAGGGAUGCUGUUGCCCAGCUUCUACACCGCCAGCCCUCUUUGCUCGCCAUCCAGGGCAGCGCUCCUGACAGGCCGUCUCCCUAUAAGGAAUGGCUUCUACACCACCAAUGCCCAUGCCAGAAACGCCUACACGCCCCAGGACAUAACGGGGGGCAUCCCGGAUUCCGAACUCCUCCUCCCAGAAUUGCUGAAGAAAGAAGGCUAUGCCAAUAAGAUCGUUGGCAAGUGGCACCUGGGCCAUCAGCCUCAGUUCCAUCCCUUGAGGCAUGGAUUUGACGCAUGGUUUGGAUCUCCCAAUUGCCAUUUUGGACCGUAUGAUAACAAAGCCACCCCCAACAUUCCAGUAUAUAGAGAUGAGGAAAUGAUUGGCAGGUAUUACGAAGAUAUAAAAAUUGAUCGUAAGUCGGGGGAAGCAAACCUAACUCAAAUGUAUUUACAGGAAGCCCUUGAUUUCAUCAGUGGUCAGCAAGCCAGCCGCCAGCCAUUCUUCCUCUAUUGGGCGAUUGAUGCCACUCAUGCCCCCGUGUAUGCCUCCAGGGACUUCCUGGGCACAAGCCAAAGAGGGCUGUAUGGCGAUGCUGUGCGAGAAAUUGACUACAGCAUUGGAAAAAUUCUUAGGCACCUUCAAAAGCUGGGCAUAAGCAACAACACCUUUGUGUUUUUUACAUCGGACAAUGGGGCUGCCCUCAUUUCCGCCCCAGAACAAGGGGGCAGCAAUGGUCCUUUCCUAUGUGGCAAGGAAACGACUUUUGAAGGUGGCAUGAGAGAACCAGCAAUCGCCUGGUGGCCAGGACAUGUACGUGCAGGACAGGUGAAUUAUCAGCCGGCCAGUGUGAUGGAUCUCUUCACCACCUGCCUCUCCCUGGCAGGGCUGCAGCCUCCCAACGACAGGCAGAUCGACGGCAUUGACCUCCUGCCUGUCCUCCUGCAAGGCAAGUCAAUUGACAGGGCAUCGAUUUCUGCCCUGGGCAGAACGUUUCUGGAGUCACCACCCAUGACCAAGAAGAACACUCCAAGCUCCCGCUGCUGUUCCACUUGGGAAGGGACCCCGGAGAAAAGUAUCCGAUCAGCUUCUCCAGCGCUGAAUACCAAUCUGUUUUGGAAAGAAUUUCUCCCGUUGUCCAACAGCACAAGGCAACACUGGUGCCUGGGCAGCCUCAGCUGAACGUCUGUGACAAGGCGGUCAUGAACUGGGCUCCUCCGGGCUGUGAGAAGCUGGGGAAGUGUUUGAAACCUCCCCCUCCCGACCCAAAGAAGUGCUUUUGGCCUCACUGAGUGCCUGGCCUUGGCAAGCCCCACUCGCCGCUGUCCAGCAGCUGGGGCCACCCAGCCCUGGGGAAGGUGAGGCCGGCUGCUGCUGCUGCUGCUGCUGCUGCUGCUCGUUCAGAAGAAGGCAUGGCAAGGAUUGUUUCAGAAGGGCCGCCUUGGCCCGUGGGUCUUCGUCCUUGAUCUCGGGUGACUUUAAUCUCUCCAAACUGAGCCCCUCAGGAGAUGCGGGAGUGCUCCUCACCCUUGCCAGCUGCAAGCUCUCCUCUCCAAGAAACCGCCUCCCCUGAACCGGUUGCGAGGCAGAAGGGUGUGCGCACCCGGAUCGGAGGGGGCAUCUUGGUGCCACCAGAAGGCGUGCGGGUUCCACAGCUCCAGCAGAUUUACCAUGCUGGGCUCCAUUGUGCAGGGGAACGUUUGAGGACCACGACGUGAUCCCACGGGGCGUGAGGUUGCUUCUGCAAGAGGAGCCCCGGCAGUGCUUGUGGGGUGUAAGAGCGCAGCUGGGGGGCACAGAGGAAUCAGGCUGGAAAAGGGUUGUGGAACCACUGACUGAGGAAGCGACUCGCCUGUCCGUAGCUCCUUACAGUGGGGUUUCUCAACCUCGGCAACUUUAAGAUAUGUGGACUUCAGCUCCCAGAAUUCCCCAGCCAGCGUAUGCUGGCUGGGGAAUUCUGGGAGUUGAAGUCCACAUAUCUUAAAGUUGCCGAGGUUGAGAAACACUGCCUUAUACCAACACCAAAAUGGGACCUCGUCAUUCAGUGGCAGUGUGGCUAUGCAGAACAGAUGCUCAAGAAUAAGUUAGAAGGCAAGGCUGCGCCUGCCUUCUUGUCCACAGACCAGUGCCAUCGAAACCCCUGGCUCGCUCAUGGCAAGAGCCAGAAUUCUGGGGCUUUUACUCUAUGCAACAACCAUGACUAACACCCUUUUCAAGAUGCAGGUCCCCAGUAUUCCAACCCCUCGCUUCUCGGGAAGUGCCAAAUCCUUCCAUGAAGGAGCUACUGUUACUGUGUUUUUUUUUUAAAAAAGGAACUAUUCUGACAGAAUUAGUUUUAUAUCUGUUGAUGCCAAUUUUUAAGAGAUACUGCUGUGCAAUUGUAAGAAAUGAAGGCUGAUAUAAUAUUUGAGUGGUGUCACCGUGUCUUUUCCUGGAAUUCUUUGCCAAAAUAAGGCAAUGGAUGCUAGAAGUCCCUGCUUUUGAAACGGAGACCUUGACUUUGGUGCUUGAACACUCCAAGAUGCCGGGAAAGGCAG
This is a messenger RNA of Candoia aspera, 2970 nucleotides long. RefSeq names its product galactosamine (N-acetyl)-6-sulfatase (gene GALNS). The coding region runs from base 245 to 1615 and encodes 456 amino acids. The record is from RefSeq and is a predicted model, not a curated record. The transcript has 13 exons. Gene Ontology annotation, molecular function: N-acetylgalactosamine-6-sulfatase activity; arylsulfatase activity. NCBI's taxonomy places the organism in Eukaryota, Metazoa, Chordata, Lepidosauria, Squamata, Candoiidae.